Molecule: messenger RNA, 10745 nt
Organism: Oryctolagus cuniculus (rabbit)
Lineage: Eukaryota; Metazoa; Chordata; Mammalia; Lagomorpha; Leporidae
Gene: SLK
Product: STE20 like kinase
Biological process (GO): protein phosphorylation
Molecular function (GO): protein binding; ATP binding; protein serine/threonine kinase activity
Source: RefSeq, a predicted model, not a curated record
GCACGCUGCGGAGUCGGCGUCGGCGUCGGCGCGCGCUCCAGGCCGCGGCUGUGUGGGCUGGGGAGGGAGCGAGGCGGAGGUGGCGGCGCCCCAGAGCUGAGGGGACGCGCGGGCCUCGCGCCGCAGGAAUAGAGACGGCUGCGAAGGAGGCCCGAGGCUCGCUGCCCGCGGCCGGGGAGCUUGGCCUCUCGCGCGCUCGUCUCAGCGGCUGCCGGCCGCUUCCCUCGCCCCGAGUGGCCGCCGCCCCUGGAGACUCGUCGUGACACGGGCCUAAGCCGCCGCGGCUGCGGGCGUGCAGACCCGCCGGGCGCCGUCGGGCCGGGCCGGGACCGGGUGGACGGGCGUCCGCACAGGUGCAGCCCCCGCGGGCCGGCCGGGGGCCAGGCGCCCCAUCGCGCGGCGGGCGGGCGGGCGAGCCGGGCUCGGCGCAGGGCGCCCCCCCUCGCCGCGGGCCGGAGCCCCGGGCGCUGCCCCGCCCUCUCCGGGGACGGCCCGGCCGGAGCCGCGGGAGCCGGAGACCCCGCGCCGCCGCCCGUCCGCCGGGCUCGCGCGGAGAAGGAGGCGGAGAAACUUUGCCUUUUAUUGUUGUUUCUAGUCCUUAAGUGCAAGGAACUCUGUGGGGGAGGAAAAAUGUCCUUCUUCAAUUUCCGUAAGAUCUUCAAGUUGGGGAGCGAGAAGAAGAAGAAGCAGUACGAGCACGUGAAGAGGGACCUGAACCCCGAGGAGUUUUGGGAAAUCAUAGGCGAGCUGGGCGACGGAGCCUUCGGGAAAGUGUACAAGGCCCAGAAUAAAGAGACUAAUGUUUUAGCUGCUGCAAAGGUGAUUGACACCAAGUCUGAAGAAGAACUUGAAGAUUAUAUGGUUGAGAUUGAUAUACUAGCAUCUUGUGACCACCCAAAUAUAGUCAAACUUCUGGAUGCAUUCUAUUAUGAAAACAAUCUUUGGAUCCUCAUUGAAUUUUGUGCAGGUGGAGCAGUAGAUGCUGUGAUGCUUGAACUUGAGAGACCAUUAACUGAGUCCCAAAUACAAGUUGUUUGCAAACAAACUUUGGAGGCAUUGAACUACUUACACGAUAAUAAAAUCAUCCACAGAGAUCUAAAAGCUGGCAACAUACUUUUUACUUUAGAUGGGGAUAUUAAAUUAGCGGAUUUUGGAGUAUCAGCUAAAAACACAAGGACAAUUCAAAGAAGAGACUCUUUUAUUGGCACACCAUAUUGGAUGGCUCCUGAAGUAGUCAUGUGUGAAACAUCUAAGGACAGACCCUAUGACUACAAAGCUGAUGUCUGGUCCCUGGGCAUCACUUUAAUAGAAAUGGCUGAGAUAGAACCACCUCAUCAUGAAUUAAAUCCAAUGAGAGUGCUGCUAAAAAUUGCAAAAUCGGAGCCUCCUACAUUGGCACAGCCAUCGAGAUGGUCUUCAGAUUUUAAGGACUUUCUUAAAAAAUGCUUGGAAAAGAAUGUGGAUGCUAGGUGGAAUACAUCUCAGCUUCUACAGCAUCCAUUUGUUACUGUUGAUUCCAACAAACCCAUCCGAGAAUUGAUUGCAGAGGCCAAGGCUGAAGUAACAGAAGAAGUUGAAGAUGGCAAAGAGGAUGAUGAUGAUGAGGAAACAGAAAAUUCUCUGCCAAUACCUGCAAGUAAGCGUGCCUCCUCUGACCUUAGUAUUGCCAGCUCUGAAGAAGAUAAACUUUCACAAAAUGCUUGUAUUUUGGAAUCUGUCUCAGAGAAAACAGAACACAAAAUUUCUGAAGAUAAAUUCAGCAGCAAAAUUGUUAAUGAAAACUCCACAACCACUGAACCUGAAAAGGCUAUGGAGAGUGUUAAUGAACAUGUUAAUGCUCAUUUAGAAGCUCUCACUGACCUCCAUGAUAGAACAGCGAUUCUCAAGGAGAAUGGGAGAGAGGAGAAGAGACCAAAACUUGAAAAUUUACGUGAGGCAGAAGACCAAGAAACUGUGGAUAUUAAUUCAGUCGCUGAAGGAAAAGAGAAUAAUAUAAUGAUAACUUUAGGAACAAACACUGAAUACAAUCCUGAGGAAGGAAAGGAUCAUCAGGACAAGCAACAGAUAUUUGAAAGUAAACUUGUAAAAUCUGAAGAAAUUCAAGAUACUACUAUUCAAACAGUGGAUUUAGUUUCUCAAGAAACUGGAGAAAAAGAGAUGGAUGAUCAGUCAGUUGAUAAGGAAAUUGGGCUUAUGAAGGAAGAUACUCAGGAGAAAUUGGCAAAAGAUGACAACACUCAAAACAGUGUAAUCAGUGACAUAAGCAAUGUCGUAGGAACAACUGAGGCAGUAGAUGUUGCUCAGAAGGCAGCUGAAAACAGCGCUGAGCAAGCUCAGAGUCAUGGUCUGGAAGAAGUGGUUGAAGUUGGUCAGAAAUUAAUUAAUAAGCUCACGGAGGGCUCUGAGGCUGGAGGUGCUGAGGAAAUUCCUGUUAAAGAUACAGUUGAAAUUAAUGAGCUAGAUCAAAAAUCUAAAGAAGGCAAAAAUGAGGAACAAUUAAGCAAAAGUUCAGAAAACACAUCGGAGACCAAUGAGGAACCAGGAACAAAUGAAUUAGAGGAACUUACUGGAUCAAGUAGUGCUGAAGAAAUAGAGGUCACAAGUGCAGCGACUGAUGCCGACCAAAAGGCUUUGGGAAGUGAAACUCAGGAUGCUCCCAUAGCCACUACUCAGAUAGACACAGAAAAAAAGGAAAUCCCAUGUGAAAUGCCAAGUAAAACAGAACCUCAGGUUACUACUGUAGCUUCUCAACCCAGUGAACCUGUGUCUGUUCCAAUACCCAGUAUUAACAUCAACUCUGAAGAAGCAGAAACUAAAGGAGAAAUAGGUGCUUUACCAAAACCUGAAGGCAUGCUGCCACCAGAAUCAGAGAAUCAAAAGGAAAAUGAUACUGAUUCAGGCACUGGGUCCACUGCUGAUAAUAGCAGCAUUGACUUGAAUUUAUCCAUCUCUAGCUUCCUAAGUAAAACUAAAGACAGUGGAUCAAUAUCUUUACAAGAAACAAGAAGACAAAAGAAAACAUUGAAGAAAACACGCAAAUUUAUUGUUGAUGGUGUAGAAGUGAGUGUAACAACGUCAAAGAUAGUUACAGAUAGUGAUUCCAAAACUGAAGAAUUGAGAUUUCUUAGACGUCAGGAACUUCGGGAAUUAAGAUUUCUUCAAAAAGAAGAGCAAAGAGCCCAACAACAGCUUAAUGGCAAAUUGCAGCAACAACGGGAACAAAUUUUCCGGCGCUUUGAGCAAGAAAUGAUGAGUAAAAAGCGACAGUAUGAUCAGGAAAUAGAGAAUCUAGAAAAACAGCAGAAACAGACCAUUGAACGUCUGGAACAAGAACAUACAAAUCGCUUGCGAGAUGAAGCCAAGCGCAUUAAAGGAGAACAAGAGAAAGAGCUGUCCAAAUUUCAGAAUAUACUAAAGAACCGAAAGAAGGAGGUUAUAAAUGAAGUGGAGAAAGCACCCAAAGAGCUGAGGAAAGAGCUCAUGAAACGCAGGAGAGAGGAGCUUGCACAAAGCCAGCAUGCUCAGGAACAAGAAUUUGUUCAGAAGCAACAACAAGAAUUAGAUGGCUCUUUGAAAAAGAUCAUCCAACAACAGAAGGCAGAGUUAGCCAAUAUUGAAAGAGAGUGCCUGAAUAACAAACAACAACUCAUGAGAGCUCGAGAAGCUGCAAUUUGGGAGCUUGAAGAACGACACUUACAAGAAAAACACCAGCUGCUCAAACAGCAACUUAAAGAUCAGUAUUUCAUGCAAAGACAUCAGCUACUUAAGCGACAUGAAAAGGAAACAGAACAAAUGCAGCGUUACAAUCAACGACUUAUUGAGGAGCUGAAAAACCGACAGACCCAAGAAAGAGCAAGACUGCCCAAGAUUCAACGCAGUGAAGCCAAGACUCGAAUGGCCAUGUUUAAGAAAAGUUUGAGAAUUAACUCAACAGCCACACCAGAUCAGGACCGGGACAAAAUUAAACAAUUUGCAGCCCAAGAAGAAAAGAGGCAGAAAAAUGAGAGAAUGGCUCAGCAUCAAAAACAUGAAAAUCAAAUGCGAGAUCUUCAGCUGCAGUGUGAAGCCAACGUGAGAGAACUGCAUCAGCUGCAGAAUGAAAAAUGCCACCUGUUGGUUGAGCAUGAGACUCAGAAACUAAAAGAGCUAGAUGAAGAACACAGCCAAGAAUUAAAGGAGUGGAGAGAGAAGUUGAGACCUAGGAAAAAGACAUUGGAAGAAGAGUUUGCCAGGAAACUCCAGGAACAGGAAGUGUUCUUUAAAAUGACUGGAGAGUCUGAAUGCCUUAACCCGUCAACACAGAGCCGAAUUUCUAAAUUCUAUCCCAUUCCUAGCUUGCAUUCCACUGGAUCGUAACAGUGGGAGGACUUCUGUGGUCUGGGUGGCUUUUUAAAUAUGUCCUUGUAUUCUCUUCAUCUUCUGCCAUGGAGACAAUCACCUGCCUCACCUUCUAGAGGGUUUUGUUUUGUUUUGUUUCACGAAAAGAUGAAGGGAAAGUGAACUAAGACAGGUGCUGGGCCAUGUUGGCAAAGUGCAUCUUAUGUAGUAUUUCCCUAAGGUGACUUUGUAUAUUAUUCUUAAAAAUUGUGUUCUUCAGACACUGUUACCUGCAAAAUUGUUAGAGAAAUAAUGUUUAAAUUUGUUUUUUAAAAACCUGUUACAUUACUAAGUAUUGUUAAUAAAUAUCUUUUUACUUGAUCUGAAUUCUCAAUGAUGCCUACAUUCUGUGGUUGAAACUGUGCUAUAAGGAGUUAGAGUAAUUUUCAUUUGGUGAAUCAGCACUCAUAAAACUAUAUAAGUUGCUCAGAAUAUGCUGUUGAUUCAGUAAAUAAAUAUAUUUUUUCUUUAAAUAGAGUCUUUUUGAAGGAAAGUUACUUCAGUAAUUUGUUGAAAAUAAUUGCCUGUUUAGGCAUGAGCUAAUUAAUGACUGAGGGUGCUAGUUUUAUUAAAGAUAGUGCCUGUAGGACUAAAUUCCAGUCAAUAGGAUUUUCUUUUUGAUCAGUAGGGACAAAACACCCUUAGUAUUAAGCUUUAUUGUUUUUAAAUGAUCUAUUAUUUGAUAAAUAUUUUCAUCCUGAAAUAUAUGUUUUACUAAGUUUGGAAAAGCAGAAAAAUAGCUUUUAGAUUUGAAAUUGGAAAUGUAAAAUUCACAAAAUUAAAAGUAAUAUAGAUUUGGUUGUCCCAGUUUAUUUCUUAAUACAUCAACUGGUUAGAAAACUUGUCUCCAUCAUAGCAAAUUUUGUUAUAUUUCAAACUGUCAGAAGCCUGUAGGUUCUGAGUUAUAUUUAUAAAUAUAUUUUAUGAAGUUAAUCUUAAAAGAGACAUUUGUUCACAAUACUUUUCAAGCAGGAUUUAAAUAUUAAGACAAAUAUUAGAAAUGACUUUUUCUUAUUUUGAAAUGAAGUUUUAUUUUAUUCCAUGAUUAAAUUAUUUACUUUGAUUUACGUGGGAAAGGCCUGAAACCUUUAUCAUGUGGUUGCUGAUAUGUGUAAUUAUUAAUGAAAUUUCAUUCUUAGUUCCUUUUGAGGCUUAGAAUUUCAGUGUGUCAGGUCAAACAGUAUUAUAGUCUGUACUGGGGUGCAGGAGAGAGAGCACAUUUGUCAGUGGUGCUUGCUGCCUGCCAUUUGCAACCUAUUCUCUUUUAAGAGUAGUAGGUACCAAAUUGUAAAAGUUUGAGUUUUUAGUUAUAUUACUUCUGAGGCUGGUGAAAAAUUUAAAUGUAAUGUUCUGGGAACACUGAUUUGAUAUUAAGAAAAUGUAUAUGUCUGUAGCACUUUCUUUCAGUUAAUUUGAAAACUUUGGAUGCUGAACCUUAUUUUGGUGGUUUAGAUGAUUUAAAAAUGCAUGUAUGAUUUUAACUUUGUAAUUGUUUUGACAAGUAAAAUUACUUGGACAACUUUGUAGGUAGCCUUAACUUCUGGCCAAGUUUGUUUUUUAUAUAAAUAUAUAUAUAUACAUAUAUAUAUUAUGUAUGUUGUAAAUUCAUACACUUAUCACAUGAAUGUGUUGCUGUAAACAAAACUCUUAAUGCUUUAUUCUCAGAUGCUGGGUUGAAAAUUGUUUUGAAAGCCUUUUAAAAUAUAUAUCUUUAUAAAGUAAUAUUCAGGAUUAUGAUGGAAAUUGUUUAUAUUGUUAUGAUAAAAAUGAUUGUAUAAUGUUGCCCAGUGUAUUUAAUGAUUAUUUGAAGAGGGAGAGGGGAGGAAGGUUCUCAUACUACUUUCUCCUUUGAAAUUUUCAGUUUAUUGGCUUUUAAAAAAUGAAUACUUCAGGCAAUGAGCAUUUUUUCAAUAUCAUUUAAAUAUCCUGUACUAAAUAGUUUAUCGCACAUUAUUAAUUUGGUCUGAAUAUUUGAUUCUAAUCCUUCCAACUUGACAUUCAGAGUGUUGAAUCAAGGAGAGAGGCUCAGAGAGGAACAGUUAAACACUUGGGGUAAGUUUAUCAGCAACUCUCGCACCUCCCUUAGAACCGCCCUUUGGAUUCAGUGUUUGUGCUUGAGUUCUCUUUCAAAUAUGACCAUGUGGGUGUAGGACAUGCAGAGGUGAAUCAUUCAUUUAAUGCUUAAAGUUAUAUAAAUCUUUUCAAAAAGUGUUUUCUUAUGGAAUGUGCUGUUUGUAUCCAUGCCCUCCCACCUCGUACACAGCCCUGUAUUCAAUAGGUAAUAACGAUCUUUCCUGCAUGAAGUGAGGGUGAGGAAGCCGCUACGCGUGCAGCCAGAUCCAUUCCUCAUUUGGGUGGUUGUUGCUGGGGGAGAAUGUGCUGUGACGUGUGCAAAAGAAAUUCUCAGUCUGUGCACCCUAGACAGUAGCCUCCCCUCGUUUCCCUGAGGGCUGUGAACACGCAAGGCCUCUGCUCUUCUGCAGGUCUUCCUCCUAGAGCCCAGGGCACCACACUGCCUUUACUCGUCCUGUCAGCCCACAGGGUAUGAAUUACUGAAUUAGCUGCUAUUCUGUGUGGAGUCACAUUAAGCUUUUUCUUACCCUUUCUUAUAGGAAACUGGAGGGUGGGAAAGAAAAAUUCAGAGUGCUUUCAUUUUGUUCAAACAAUUAGAACCUUCCUAUGACAGGAUCUAACAAAUCAUUAUUAAAUACAAACCAGAACCAGAGCUACCUCUACUCUAGUGUUUCCUCAAGCACAAAGCUCUCAGGCAUUAAUGAGACCCUCGUCUCUGAUUUCUUGAGCAUCAGCAAGCUCCAGAAGUGAUUGUUUUUUGUAGUCUUCUGGUCCCCUUGUAAGUACACACUUUCCCCUGUUCCACACUGUGCUGAAAUGACAAGGAUUCUUCUGAGAAGCCAAAUUCUGUCCAGGCAUGAGCUAGAGAUGCUGUUGAGUAAAGGAAAACCUAGAACUGAAGGGAAGAAGAGAAUUCUGUGCUAAUAGUCUUUUGAUUCAAUAAAUCAGUUCUUUUCUGCAAAAUGAUCUUUUCUAGGAAAUGGGAUGGUAUUUGUAAAUGCUUUUCUCAAGUUGAGGGCAUAACAAUUAAUUCCUCCAUUGUUGCUGUUCUGUUGCUGAUGAUGGUUUUGAAAAGCUUUCACCUUUCUGCUCCUAAGCUUGGGAUAGAGUGUUUUUACCAGUUUUUAAGUGUUGGCUGCAGCUUUUUGUGAUCCUCUGAUUUGCAGUGUUGUAAGUUCACAAACUAAAUUUUCAGAAAGAAUUUUGUUCCAGGUCAUGCCUCUUGUCUCUUUGGGAUCAACAUGUCUUUUCAAUCAUGAGAUUGGCAAAUAAAAAAUAAAGUUAUUUCUUAAUAUAUUUUGGGAAGCAUUUUGUUGUUGUUGUUGAGAAUCUUUGGAACCGGAUUGUCUUGUAUGAGAACACUUUGCUACUUUUUGGGGUCCUAGUUGCAUUUUCAAACUUGCCAUCAUCCAGGUCUCCUAACCCUUCCCAACUUACCAGUGUUCCUAGCUGUCUGUAGUUGUAACCAACUGUGUGACUACCACACUCACAAAUCUCACAAAUGUAGUUUUCUAUGAUAGUGGGGGGUGGGGGGUGGGAGGCAGGUGAGGUUUUUCCAGAGGUCAAAACACUUCCAUCAGUGUAUAUAUACAUCCACAUUUCCCCUCCUCUUUCCUCCCUUGGGAUAGAUUUUCCUUCAUGGAAAGCAGUUACACAGAUGAUAUGAUGUCACUUCUGCUCAAAUAACCUCUUUUUAUCAUUGAUACACAAGAUUCAGCAGGCUCUGGACAGCAUCAUUUGGCAAGUGUUCAGUGUGGUUGGAGGGAGGCGUAGCAUGUCACUUUCUAAUCUAGGAGUAUUGUGCACCAUUGAGCUCAUUCUUGUCUUUUUUAAAAAAAAAAAAAAGAUGAAACAAAAGGGGCUCAGAUCCAGUGCGAUCCAGCUGAGAGCAUACCUCAUAUCUGCCCGCCCUUGUUCUGGGUUUUGUCCAGGGAAGACUGCAGAUUUGGAGUCCUACCCUAUUUCUCUUGGGCAAAGAACUCUGAAGACUUUUGAGUAUCUUAGUAAGAUACAGUCAUAAUCACAAGGGGAAAGCUAGUCUGAUUCAUCAAGGUAAGAAUCAUUAAGAGGGAAUAUGAGGGUGGCGUUUGGCCUAGCUAGUAAGUCCCACAUUGGAGUACCUGGGUUUGAUUCCGAGCUCUGGCUCCUGACUCCAGCUUCUUGCUAACGCAGCCCUGGAAGGCAGCAGGUGAUGGCUCAAGUAGUUGGGUCUCAGCCUCCCACAUGAGAGAUCUAGAUUGAGGGCCUGGCUUCUGGCUUCGGCCCCAGCCCAGCCCUGGCUAUUGUGGGUAUUUGGAGAGUGAACAAGCAGUUGAGAGAUCUCUCCUGCAUUUCAAAUAAGCUUUUUUAAAAGAAAUAUUUAUUUGAGAGGCAGAGUUAGAGCCUCUAACUCAAUGGCCAGAGCUGGGCUAAUCUAAAGCCAGGAGCUUCUUCCAGGUCUCCCAUAUGGUUGCAGGUGCCCAAGCACUUGGACCUCUGAUCAUCUUCCACUGCUUUCCCAGGCUGUAAGCAGAAAACUGGAUUGGAAGAGGAGCAGCCGGGACGUGAACAGGCACCCAUGAGGGAUGCCAGUGCAGCAGAGGGAGGCUAAACCUACCAUGCCACAGCACCAGCCCCAAUAUAAACUUUUUAAAAGGGAGCAGUUCUGGCCGGCGCUGUGGCUCAAUAGGCUAAUCCUCCGCCUGCAGUGCCGGCAACCCGGGUUCUAGUCCUGGUCGGGGCGCCAGAUUCUGUCCCGGUUGCCCCUCUUCCAGGCCAGCUCUCUGCUAAGGCCCGGGAGUGUAGUGGAGGAUGGCCCAAGUGCUUGGGCCCUGCACCCCAUGGGAGACCAGGAGAAGCACCUGGCUCCUGGCUUUGAUCAGCCGGCUGCAGCACGCUGGCUGCAGCGGCCAUUGGAGGGUGAACCAACGGUAAAGGAAGACCUUUCUUUCUGUCUCUCACUUCUACUCUGCCUGUCAAAAAAAAAAAAAAAAGCAGUUCUAAUACUUGAGCCCCUGAAGCUACUUUAGAAAAAAAAACAUUUACUUACUUUCAUUUUAUUUGAAAGGCAGAGAGAGAGAUUCCAUUCACUUGCUCACACCUGAAAUGCCCACACCAGCCAGACAACAGCCAGGGCUGGGUCAGGUCGAAGCCAGAAGCCUGGUGCUGCCUUGGUCUCCCACAUGGGUGGUAGGGGCCCAAGUAUUGGAGCCGUCACCUGCCGCCUCCCCGGGUGCACAUGAGCAAGAAGCUGGAUUGCAAGCAGGGGAGCCAGAGCUCACCAGGCACUCCACUUACAGGGCCUGGGCAUGUGCGGCAGCGACUGAACCUCUGUGCCAAACGCCCACCCCCUAGAGCACUUGUGAAAAAAGUAAAAGUAAAUCCAGCUUUUGGUUAAAUCUGAUAAACUUUGUCACCAAUGAAUUAUUUUAAUUAUUAAAAGGUACAUUUUUUGCAUUCGUUCAUUAUAUACAAUGUAAGUUUUCACUAGCUGGUAAAAAUAAGUUGGUUAAAAUUCUGAGGGCCAUGUGAGCCCGUUGUUAAAUCCCUAGAUUGGCUCAUUGUAGGUGGCCAUCGUAAGAUGGUAAAGGAGACAAAGAGACUGAUGCAGAGUAUUGGGUGCUUGCUGAUGGCUGGCGUGAGUGGAUGCUUGAUACCAUGAAACUAAAUGGUGUGUCUUUCUCUUGGAUAAGAUGUGAGAUACCCAGGGGAGACCAUAAAGAAAACAAACAGUCCAGUCUUUUAGAAGAGUAGAGGUGGAGAAGUAGAUUUAAUUUAACCCCAUUUUAAAUUAUCCAGCAGUUGAGAGUCACAGCUUGUAACAUCCUCGGGUUGACCGAGUAUUUCCUCUUCUGCACUUAAUGUUUUAGCAUUUUUUAAAAGACUUAUUUAUUUAUUUGAAAGAGUUACACAGAGAGAAGGAGAGGCAGAAAGAGAGAAAAAAAGAGAGAGGUCUACCAUCCGCUGGUUCACUUCCCAGAUAGCCGCAAUGGAGCUGCGCUGAUCUGGGUCUCCUGCAUGGGUGCAGGGGCCCAAGGACUUGGGCCAUCUUCUGCUAUCCCAGGCCACUGCAGAGAGCUGGAUUGGAAGUGGAGCAGCCGGAACUCGAACCGGUGCCCAUAUGGGAUGCCAGCACCACAGGCGGCGGAUUUACCCACUGCACCACAGCGCUGGCCCCUGCACUUAAUGUUUUUACUGUGCAUUUCUUUGGGGUACUUGGUAUCUUUACAUUUUAACUCAGGAGGAAUUUUGCUAUUUCAUGUAUUACCUGCCCUAUUAUCAAUAAUUCUUUUGGCCCAGAGUAAAUCACUGCAUUA